AUGGCCUUUCUCUCUUUCGAGACUCUCCAGUCCAUCGCAUUUCUUCAUCUUUUGGCUUGGUUGUCCCGAUCUCAUGCCCAGUCCAUUUCCACCAAUACACCUGUCCCACCCCUGCAGUGGCUCAAUAUCACUGGUUCGCUCCAGGGUUCCUCCCCUCCUCCUCUAAAAUACGCUUCAAUUGGUUACGACGACUCUUCACGCAAUCUCAUCAUUUUCGGUGGCGAAUCUUCCAGUGGAAUCCCAACCUCUCAGACCUUCCUGCAUGUCCCCCGUUUCGUUCCCUCUCACAUUGCUAACUUCCCGCUCAACAGUCUCAAUCUUGCCACAAAUCAGUGGUCCUCUCCAUCUGCUCAACCAGGCUUACCUCAAUCUUCUCCCCCUGCUCGGUAUAUGGCUCUCAGCGGUGAUGAUUUCUCAUCUAGCUAUCGAAAUGCUCACCUCGUAAUUGGUGGGAAAGGCGCCUCAGGACAAGCCUUAUCUGACGCAUGGGAAUUCGACUACAUCAAUAAUUUCUGGUCAGAGGUCAACAUGUCUCCGGGUAGUCCUCAAGCGCGGUGGAGUGCCUCUGGUGGUAGAGACUAUCGCGUUCAAGCAGACGCGGCCUCGUCCAAUACCACGUUCUACAUGGCGGGCGGCACAGAUGGUACAACCUUCUUCUCCCUCACCGAUGUUUGGGAGUUCACUGUCAACGGAACUCUUUCUUCGAAUCUUGUCAACAAUACUUUCGGCAGUUGGACAACGCAGAUCAUCGGAUCAACACCAGGGUACAGUGCCAAUCAAGCGUCUACUGUCCUUGGGUCUUCCAUCGUUUCCGUCAGUGGCUGUAAUACAACCACCGGUACGAACGACAACUGUGCCAACCGCAACGAAUAUGUUAUUUCCGCAAGUACUACACCUGGUGAGAUAGACUUGUCCGUUUGUCCUGCUCCCCGUUAUGGUGCAGCGAUGGCCUUCAAUCCCCUUUCCACAUCAUCCAAUUUCCAGACACAGGUGUUCCUUCUACUCGGUACAUUUAACUCAUCCGAAUGGGAUGACCAAGGAGGUCUCCAGAAGGGCGAGGUGGCGAUUCUGGAUAUUGGGACCGGCGGCUGGAGCAGAAUCCUUCCGGCGGGGGAUCCAGGAACCACUGGCGUCCCUACUUAUCCCUCACCUCGUGAAGGAGCAGUUGCACUAUCGUAUAGUCAAGCACUUGUCGGCAGUAAUCGUCAAGUUGGCGCGGACACUAUUGUCUUCGGAGGUGAGGACGAGAAUGGGAACUAUUUGAACGAGGUUUGGAUCUUGAGGGCUUACAACGGUACCAUCACUUCCUCAAAUGCUUCUUGGGGUGCUCCCUCUGGCACCCUCCAGACGGGUAUCAACGCUGACGGAUCCGGAGUAACUGUACAGUAUAUGACACAGUGCGCAUUCAACAUCACACCGACGAUGUCGCCCGCACCUUUGGAACCGACUAGCAGCUCUCCAAGCUCUCCAAGCUCUCCAGGCUCGCCGGUUUACGAUGUUUCUUUUGUCCACAAGCUUUUUGCGCCGCUUUCAGUCGCUCUCAUACUUCCUGCAGUUCUACUUACUCGUCUGGCGCUCCCAUCUAUGCGGUUGACUAAGCCCAAAUCACUCUUCAUUUACAUAUCCUCUUUCAUCACUGUGGUGGCGUAUGGACUUGGUGUUGUCGGGCUUGUUGUUUCUUUCACGUCCAUCAAGUCAACCAUGUCUGUUACAAAGCGUGCCACAUCAACCCCAACACUGCCCACAUCUCACAGCAUCGCUGGUCUUGCGCUAUUUGUCGGUCUUUAUGUUGUGGUACCUGUUCUAUGCCUUCUGGCGGCCUGUAUUCCGUGCAUUCUUCGCAAGAAAGGUGUCAAGGACACCUCUGUCGUUGCCCCAUCCCGUGCAAAUUCCAUGGACACCGCUGAAAAACUAGCUUCUGUACAGCAAACACAGCGCCCCUUUUCGUCCUCUACUUCCCACCGGGCAAGGCUGCAUUCGUGGGGAGGAUCCAGUUUUUGGCUAGGGAGUCGUAGCACGGAAGGUAGAACUUCCACUGACAGUGGAUCUAUGCAGUCCACUGGCCAUCAGCGUGGCUUCGAAGUUUUAAACCGGCCUGCGCGAACUCGUAGGGCUAGUAGCAACGGCGCCACUCAUCUGAACAUGGAGCCUUACCAGCGGGUGCCUGUUACACCUCGAAGCUUUGGCGACAUAGAUUGGUUCGCACAGCGGCGUAGUCUCAAUGCCACGAAUUCACCGGACGCUACCCCGCAGGGUGCAAGAGUACCUGCAGCUUCGAGUGGCUCGACGCCAAUUACCACAGAUGCACCAAGCGGUGGGAUGCUUUUGCCUUCAGUUUCUCGUCCUACUUGCGAAUUCCCGUCCUUUCCGGAGCUGUGCUUGCGGAUACUUUUCCACGUUCUUGUCCUCGCGCUUUGCAUUCUUUCAUUGGUGGCCUUGUGGUAUCGUGGCGCCAAGUCGUUUUUUGUCGUGUUCCUCAUAUGGACUCUUCUAUUCUAUAUCAUGCUCUUUGUUUUAGCCUGGCAUGGCCGUCCGGCCAGGUCGCUUCUUACGACAGUGGUUACUCGUCUUCGCGCCGAGCCAUCUCACGCAGCCAUUCCUCCAAGUACACCCGGAUCCCGACCCCUCUCGAUGGCAGGAACGGAGCAGUAUCUGUUCCCAACAGACGCUCGAGGUCCUUACCUCCAUCAUCCUCCAUAUCGUGCUGCGGCCCCUGACGACUUCUCCAUGACACUUAUGGGUCCCCGCUCGGUGGAAACUGAUGAUGAUGACGAGGACAUUGAUGAGGACACCCGGCAACGGCAGAUUGAAGAAGAGAUGGGACGGCGAGAAGUCUCCAUUGUCACUGUUCCAAAACGUAGACUUUGGGUCACCAACCCUUCGUGAACGCUAUGUUGCUCUUAGAUUGCCCCUCAUUGCACUUUUUCUGCUGUCCUGCCUUGUUUGCUUGCAACUGUCUUUCUUUCAUCGUAGUUAGUCGUUCAUCAUUUUUCCCACUUUUUCUACCUCUUUUUACUGAUCGUACAGUAAAGUUACCGCAAUUCUGCAUUACCAUAAUGAUACCACUCCCACAGAUCCGUCUUCCAACGUGUCACAGUAUAUAUCAAGUAGAUCUAUGGUGGACGUUUGUGUUUAGCGUGUAGGUACCAGUGUAUUUUCUGCUUGCAUUAAAAUGAGUGACUUAUUACUAACUAGUGUGGAUAGUCCA
Pisolithus orientalis is the source of this 3208-nucleotide messenger RNA. RefSeq lists its product as uncharacterized. Gene Ontology annotation, molecular function: protein binding. The transcript has 4 exons. Lineage: Eukaryota; Fungi; Basidiomycota; Agaricomycetes; Boletales; Pisolithaceae. The coding region runs from base 1 to 2886 and encodes 961 amino acids. The record is from RefSeq and is a predicted model, not a curated record.